AAGUAUUUUCCUAGGGCAACUCAUCGUUUCCAGAUGGUGUUGCAAGCACAAUGGGUUCUUCCUCGAGAUUGCGACGCUGCCAUGGAAACGCUAGCACAGACUCUACUAGAUCACGGCCAGGAGCAUCUUUUCGAGGGUUGGCCAGAGCCGGGAAUCGGCGACGAUGACAAAGCGAGAUUUUUCAAUCAGGUGAAGAAGCUAGACGCGAACUAUCCAGGCGGAUUAGUGGCAUACAUUGACAAUGCUCGAAAGCUACUGGCGGAUUCUAAAGCCGGUAGAAAUCCUUUCGAUGGCUAUGUCCCAUCGGUUCCUUCUGGCGAGCGUCUUUACUAUGGAGACGAACGCUUUGUUCGUUUCGAAGAGGCCGGUGUUAAGGCAGCGUCUAACGCAGCGUUCGUGUUAGUUGCCGGUGGACUUGGUGAGCGUCUAGGCUAUACUGGAAUCAAGGUAGCAUUACCUUCCGAAACAACUACAGGAACCUGCUUUUUGGAACUCUACAUCAAGAACAUUUUGGCGCUACAGGAAUUUUCCUCCGCUACACGUCCAAUUCCCUUUGUAAUUAUGACAUCCGACGACACUCACGCAAUGACUGAAAAGCUUCUCAAGGAAAACAAUUUCUUUGGAAUGGAUCCAAGCCAAGUAACUCUUCUGAAACAGGAGAAAGUCGCGUGCUUGGCUGAUAAUUUUGCUAGAUUAGCUCGGAAUCCUUCUGACAAGUAUUCUAUCCAAACGAAGCCGCACGGCCACGGAGACGUACAUGCUGUUCUUUACUCAAGCGGCAUUCUUUCCAGAUGGAAACUGUCCGGAGUCAAGUGGCUUAUAUUUUUCCAGGACACAAACGGACUGCUGUUCAAGGCAAUACCUGCGUCAUUAGGCGUCAGUGUUACAAAUGACCUGGACGUAAAUUCUUUGGCUGUUCCACGUAAGGCAAAAGAGCCGAUCGGAGGAAUAGCUCGGCUGACACACACAAACGGUUUGAAAAUUGCUGGUUUACAAUCUGUUCGUGCUGACCGUGGAACAGGAUCUGAAAUGGUCAUCAAUGUCGAGUACAAUCAACUUGAUCCUUUGCUACGUAAUACCGGAUACGAAGACGGAGACGUAAAUGACGAGACUGGAUACUCUCCAUAUCCAGGAAACAUCAACCAGCUCGUGUUAAAGCUCGACUCUUAUUUGGAGGAGCUCACCAAGACAAACGGCGCCAUCGUUGAGUUUGUCAAUCCAAAAUACAAAGAUGCGGGCAGGGAAGAAUUUAAAUCCUCUACGAGGCUCGAGUGCAUGAUGCAAGACUAUCCAAGAACAUUGUCGCCUUCGGCAAAAGUUGGCUUCACGGUUAUGGAUACAUGGCUGGCAUAUGCACCCGUGAAGAACAACCCGGAGGAUGCUGCAAAGGUUCCGGAAGGAAAUCCUAGACACAGUGCAACGACUGGCGAAAUGGCAAUCUACAAAGCCAACAGCCUCAUCUUGAAGAAGGCUGGCGUGAAGAUUGGGAGCCCCACAAUCGAGACUUUCAACGGGCAAGAGGUGGAGGUGUGGCCGCGAGUGGUGUGGAGUCCGAGCUGGGGGCUUACGUCCUCGGACGUGAAAAGAAAGAUCUCUGGUUCUUGCGAGAUCACGCAAAGAUCCACUCUAGUCAUUCGAGGCGCGAAUGUGUCGUUCAAGGACCUCUACCUGGACGGUGCUCUUGUCAUUGACGCGAGCAAGCACUCUGAGGUCGAGAUCCACUCGAUCAGAGUUGUCAACGAUGGCUGGGAGUUUCAAAAGGUGGGCUCCAAAGACGUGUCAGUGCCUGAGCAAUAUAGAAUCCGGGGAUUUAUUACUAAGCAACUGGACCACAAGGAGCUGGAAUUCGAUCUUCCAGGGAGCUAUUUAAUCGCAUGCGAUGACACGGAUGAGCUAAGCGGGCGAAGAGGCGAAGAGGCGAACGCCUUCGCUUAGAAAACGAGAAAUAAAAGCUUAAUUAUCUGCGCGCUUUGUACAUAGCAAGUCGACGGUGCGUAUUCGUGGUUCGAUCAUUCCUGCCAGAAAAAUAAUCCCAAUUAUGGCAACAAAAGAAAACAAUUUAAGCUUA
Selaginella moellendorffii is the source of this 2068-nucleotide messenger RNA. Its product is annotated as UDP-sugar pyrophosphorylase 1. Gene Ontology annotation, biological process: UDP-N-acetylglucosamine biosynthetic process. The record is from RefSeq and is a predicted model, not a curated record. Lineage: Eukaryota; Viridiplantae; Streptophyta; Lycopodiopsida; Selaginellales; Selaginellaceae. The transcript has 16 exons. Gene Ontology annotation, molecular function: UDP-N-acetylglucosamine diphosphorylase activity. The coding region runs from base 34 to 1935 and encodes 633 amino acids.